AUGCAAGAACAUGUUUUUCAUAGUUCAUUUUCAAUUCGAAGUGUUCUUGGAAAAGAUAAUGAUCAUGAUAAUAAUACGGUAAAUAAAACUAAUGAAUAUUUUACUUCAAUAAAUUCAUUAAAACGAACACGAGAUGAAAAUGAAAAUGAUUUAUCAACAAAAAAACGAACAAUUAUUGAUGAAGAAAAUGAUCAAAUUGAUAUUGAAAGCUCAGAAGAAGAUGAAGAAUCAAAAUCAACAAAAAAAUCUUCAUCAUCAAUUUCAAGUGAUUCUGGUUCAGAUGGUACAAAUAGUCAAAAUUUAUCAACAACAACAACAACAACAUCAGUACCAAAAAAUAAAUAUGGUAUUAAACCUGCUUAUUCAUAUAAUGCUUUAAUUAUGAUGGCUAUACGAUCAUCAACACAUGAACGUUUAACAUUAAAUGGUAUUUAUGAAUAUAUAAUGAAAACUUUUCCAUAUUAUCGUGAAAAUAAACAAGGUUGGCAAAAUUCUAUUCGACAUAAUUUAUCAUUAAAUAAAUGUUUUGUUAAAGUUCCACGACAUUAUGAUGAUCCCGGUAAAGGAAAUUAUUGGAUGCUUGAUCCAUCAGCUGAUGAUGUUUUUAUUGGUGCAACAACUGGUAAACUUCGACGUCGAACAUCUACAUCACGAAAUAAUCGUUUAGCAGCAUUAAAACGUUCAAAUUUAACUCCAUCACAUCCAUAUUCUGCUGCAUUUUAUGCAUCAGCAGCCGCUGCCUUACGUCAACAACAAUUUUUUCAAGCUAUUGCAGCAAGUGAAGCAAUACGACAUCAUCAUCAGACACUUUUAGCUAGUUCGAUUUCACCAAAUCAAACGAGGUCAGUGUUGUAA
This is a messenger RNA of Rotaria sordida, 855 nucleotides long. NCBI's taxonomy places the organism in Eukaryota, Metazoa, Rotifera, Eurotatoria, Philodinida, Philodinidae. The record is from the annotation of a GenBank genome assembly.